Aspergillus versicolor CBS 583.65 is the source of this 4476-nucleotide messenger RNA. RefSeq lists its product as uncharacterized. The coding region runs from base 1 to 4476 and encodes 1491 amino acids. The record is from RefSeq and is a predicted model, not a curated record. Gene Ontology annotation, biological process: amino acid activation for nonribosomal peptide biosynthetic process; secondary metabolite biosynthetic process. Lineage: Eukaryota; Fungi; Ascomycota; Eurotiomycetes; Eurotiales; Aspergillaceae. Gene Ontology annotation, cellular component: cytoplasm. The transcript has a single exon. Gene Ontology annotation, molecular function: phosphopantetheine binding; catalytic activity.
AUGUCUCCCCUUCUCUCAACUCCCCCGGCGAAGAGCCAGAACAAACUCAACAAUGUCCUUAAUAGCGUUGCCAAACAAUGCAAAACAUCUCCCGACCAAGUGCAAGAUAUCUACCCUUGCACGCCGUUGCAGCAGGGCUUGAUAACCCUCUCCGUGACGACCCCGGGCGCGUACAUGGCACAGCAUGUAUACAAGCUACAGCCCGGGGUCGAUCAGGAACGCAUGAAACAAGCCUGGACCACCAUUUUCCAUAAACACGCGAUCCUACGCACGCGCAUCCUGAUGCUCGGAGAAAAUGCCAUGCAGGUGGUGCUGAAGCACGCGGUGGACCCGUGGAGCGACUGCAGCGAUCUGCAGGCAUAUCUCACAGCAGAUCAACCGAUCGCUCUGCAACUGGGCGAACCACUGUCGCGACUGGCCAUUUCCGCUUCCCAUGUGGUCUGGAGUGCCCACCAUAGCAUCUACGACGGCUUCUCCGUUGAGCUUAUCCUGCGUGACGUGGCGGCUGUGUAUGCGGACGACGAUAUUCCCCAACGGCCGUCGUUUCGCCAGUUCAUCCAGCGCACGUUCCAGCAGAAGCAAAAGGCGCAGACUGAGGAGUUUUGGAAGCAGAAGACUGCCCAUAUCGAGGAUGUGGAUUUGUUUCCCCGUCUGCCAGCUCCGACAUACCGGCCACAGCCCAAUAGUGUUUACGAGCGUGAGACCAGACUGUCUAUCGAGGGUCCUUCAAGAGUGACUCUGUCGACCGUUGCAAAUGCCGCCUGGGCUCUUGUGCAGUCUAGCCAUCUGGGAGUUGACCGGAUUGCGUAUGGAGCCGCAUUAAGCGGGCGAAACAGCAACAUGCCAGACAUUGACAAGGUCGUUGGCCCUACUCUGGCCACAGUUCCUGUCUGUCUGGACGUGAACCGCAACCAGCUUGUACGCGACUAUCUCCAGGCGACUCAGGCCUAUUUCACCGAGAUCAUUCCGCAUCAGCACAUCGGACUGCAGAAUCUCAAGCGGCUGAAUGCCACUACGGGAGCAAUCUGCAACUUCCAGACCCUCUUUGCGUUCCAGCCAGCAGGCAUGGCGGAGUCGCAGCCAUACAGCCAUCUCCUUGCUGAGGAGAACAGGGAUGGAAUCGAAGCAGGCUUUUACAAUUACGCCCUCACAGUGCAGUGCUCGCUGGCAGGGAAUGGCAUCUUUAAGCUGCUGGCUUCAUACGACGACACCCUGAUAUCGAAACCGCAGAUGGAGCGGCUCGUCUUCCAGUUCGAGCACAUCGUCUCCCAGUUCAUUGCGACAAAUGGGACAGAGAAAUUGAAGGACAUUGAUCUCAUUUCUCCCCAGGAUAUGGCCCAGCUUGACGCCUGGGAUGGAGUCGCAGAGCGAUAUCCACCCUCACUACCUUUGGACGCAAUCGGUCUCUCCCUUGCUACUCGCCCUGAUGCCACCGCUGUGUCGGCCUGGGACGGGGAACUCUCCUACGCACAAUUAGACAGCCUCGCAGGCAGACUUGCCAGCUGGCUGAUCCAGAGCUGCAACGUCGGCCCAGAAACGGUCAUCCCUAUCUGCUUCCACCGAUCCCAGUGGAUGGUCGUGUCCAUGCUGGCUGCGUUGAAGGCCGGCGGUGCAUUCCUCCUGCUUGAUCCCAUCUACCCAGAGCAGCGGCUCAACUACAUGAUGGAGAUGGUCCAAGCCAGAAAUAUUCUAAUCUCAGAAUCAUGCAAAGACCAAUUCACCACGUUCAAUGGGACAGCGCAAGUUGUUGACGCAGCAUGGUUCCAAUCUCACACUGAACCAGCAAUUCCUCUCCCAUCAGAAAAAGACCUUCCCUCUGACCGAGCCAUGUAUCUCGUCUUUACAUCAGGGACGACCGGCCAGCCGAAGGGUGUGGUAACAACCCACCAGAGCUACGCCGUAGGCGCAGCAGGACACAUCCCCGCCCUCGGCCUCGACACAAACACACGACAACUCUUCUUCGCCUCUCCAGCAUUCGACCUAAGUAUCUACGAGACCAUCGGGUCCUUAAUGGCAGGAAGCACCAUCUGCGUCCCAGCAGAGGAAGACCGCAACGGCAGCGUCGCGCCGGUUAUACGCAACAUGAACGUCAACAUGAUUUCCUUGACCUCGUCGUAUGCCCGACAUAUGCGUCCUGAAGAUGUCCCUUGUCUCAAGACACUAGCCCUAGCGGGUGAACCCAUGGCGACGGAUGUCCAGCGUGUCUGGGCUGAUAAACUUACCCUUCUCAAUGCAUAUGGCCCUGCCGAGUGCUCUGUCGUUAGCACCGUCAAGCGACCUGUCUUGAUGGAUACAUAUUCCGCCAAUAUCGGUCCUCCGACUGCAGGUAGGGCCUGGAUCGUGGAUCCAAAGGACCAUGACUCUCUGCUUCCCAUCGGGGCAACGGGUGAGCUUCUCGUUGAGGGAGGCCACCUUGGGCGUGGGUACCUCAAUGACCCGGAGAAGACGGCAGCAGCUUAUAUAUUUGAUCCCCGCUGGGCGAAGACACAGGGUUCUGGACCUCGACGGUUUUAUAAAACCGGUGACUUAGUGCACUUUGAUGAGGAUGGCUCGAUUAUUAUUGAAGGACGUAAGGACACCCAGGUCAAGAUCCGGGGCCAGCGUGUCGAAAUCGCAGAAGUCGAAUAUCACGUUACGAACCUGUUUCCCAAAGCUGUUGGGACUGCGGUUGAGGUUUUCAGACAGGAGAGUCAAGUCCACCUCGUCGCCUUUCUCUUCUGCGAUGAAGCGACGUGGAAUGGAGGCGAUUCCUCAAAGAAUAUCCUCCAGCGUCUCAGCACAACUGAUAUCAAGAGCAUGUCCGAUAUCAAACUCCAGCUGGAAAAGGUCCUCCCUCACCAUAUGGUGCCUACUCGGUACCAGCUGUGGCCGCAAAUGCCCACCUCGCUGUCUGGGAAGUUAGAGAGAAAGGCACUCCGAGAAGAACUGCGUCACCCAAGUGGAAAUAUAAUCGAGCUCGACGAGACAACGGCUACUUUCCCUGCAAUUGAUCCUUCAGAUGGCGUUGCUCUGCGCCUCAAUCAGAAGAUUCUUGAUCUCGCUGGCGAGAAGACAGCAGCCCUUGAAGGCCGGGACUUCCCCUUGUCUAUUCUCGGGCUGGACUCUAUCCAGCUUAUCAGUAUCGUCACAUUCAUCCGCAGCGAGUGGGGAACCAAGAUGACUGUGGGCACAUUAUACGACCUCAAACUCACCCUGACGGAUCUGGCAGACCUCAUCAAGGGUCCUCAAUCGGGCAGAUCAAGCCCGGCUGUACCAACCCUCGAUCUCUCCAAAGAGCUUCAAAGCGUUUACAGAGAAUUAACACGCCGGUCGGAAUCCAUCAAGCAUAAGCGACGCGUCUUCCUGACCGGCGCAACGGGUUUACUAGGAUCACAGAUUCUACGUCAACUGCUCGCCGAUCCCAGUGUGCAACGAGUCAUCGUUCAUGUUCGCGCCAGCGAUGCCACCAAGGGCAUGGCCCGAGUCGUGUCCACUGCAACAAUGGCUAAGUGGUGGUCCCCUUCAUACGCAAGCCGGGUGGAAUGCUGGCCAGGGGACCUGGCAAUGCCCCAGCUCGGCCUCCAGUCCGAACAGUGGCGGAUGCUCUGCGGUCUAGGAGGGCCAGAGACUCGAGUCACAUCAAUCAUCCACAACGGUGCAGCUGUGCAGUGGCAGGCUCCGUACCAGGCGCUCAAGGCUGCGAAUGUAGACUCCACCGUGGAACUUUUGACUGCUGUCGCGCAGUGGGCAGAGCCUGGUAGUUUCACGUUUGUUUCAGGAGGACUGAAGAAAUCACCCGGGCAGGACUUUGAGUCGUUCCUCAAGGCCCUUGAGCAGGCCAACGGGUACAGUCAGAGUAAGUUUGUUGCUGAGGAGCUGGUCUCGCGGUUUGCUGGUCAUCAAUCUGUCCAUCGCGUGUCGAUUGUCCGUCCCGGUUGGGUCAUUGGUACUGAACAGGAUGCUGUCCCCAAUACCGAUGAUUUCCUGUGGAAGCUGGUUCAGGCGUGUAUCCAGAUUGGAGCGUACCCUGCUGAAGGGGGAGAGCAGUGGUUAACAGUCGCUGAUGCUGAGGAGGUAUCAACGCGUAUCCUGGGCACGACAUUUGCAGCCAGCGGCGACUCUCCUGCCGUUGAUAAUGUGGAUAAUGGAACCACGGUAUCGCGCUUCUGGGAGCUCGUCAAAGAAGCUACUGGCAUGAAGCUAACUCCAAUGAGCGCUGAACACUGGAAACAGGCUGCCCAGGACUUUGUCUCUCGCCAGUCGAACCAGGCCCCGUUUUUGCCGGUGCUGGCGAUGCUGCAGGAUCCCCAGAUGAGCUUUGGGGUGAAGCAGCCUGCAGAUGCCAGGCCGAGUGGCCAGGUGGACGCUGCGAUGAAGAGCAAUGUUCGGACUCUGGUGGAAGCUGGCUUCUUCUCAGAGUCUCCGAGUGCAACUGCUUCGUCCAAGGUCUUUACCAGAUCGCGGGUGAACGAGGCUCGUCCGGGGUUGUUUGUUUAA